Staurois parvus is the source of this 3501-nucleotide messenger RNA. NCBI's taxonomy places the organism in Eukaryota, Metazoa, Chordata, Amphibia, Anura, Ranidae. The record is from the annotation of a GenBank genome assembly.
AUGGCGGCGGCGGUGUCAGCUGGUGUCAACGGUGUGCCGGCACAGGACGAGCUGGUCCGCUCGGUCACCCUGUACCGCCGCCGGCCCCGGCUGCUGGCGGGCACGGUGCUUCCGUUCUCCAUUCUCUACCCGGCCUGGCUGUACCUGUGGGUGGCGGUGUACGGCGUCAAUGAGUACCCGGAGGCCGGGCUCAUCUGCCUGGCGGCGCUCGGGCUCGUGCACGUGCUCACCUUGCUGUCUGGGCUCUGGUCUGUGCACGCGCACUGCGCGCUCUCCUGCUCAAAGGACCCAAACCCAAAGACUGCAACAUUCGCUAAAGUAGUACCUACUCCCAACAAUGGAUCUGCGGAGCUAGUGCCAUUACUGAGAGAAAAGAGUGAAGAUGGGAAGGAGACCCUGUCAUUUGAGUUCCAAAAAAUAAAAUAUUCCUAUGAUGCUGAGGAGAAGAAAGGUUUCUUUCCUGUUGUGUUUCCGUUGGAGCGUCCCCUGUCCUAUUACCAGAGUUCUAAAGGAUACCUAGAAGAAGCUGAUAUCAAAGUUGCUGAGAAGAAAUAUGGAACUAACAAAGCAGAGAUGGUUGUUCCCGAUUUUCUUCAUCUGUUUAAAGAGAGAGCCAUUGCACCGUUCUUUGUGUUUCAGGUGUUUUGUGUGGGCCUCUGGUGCCUAGAUGAAUAUUGGUACUACAGCGUCUUCACCCUCUUUAUGUUGGUGGCAUUUGAGGCCUCUCUGGUCCAGCAACAGAUGAGGAACCUGUCUGAGAUCAGGAAGAUGGGUAACAAGCCUUAUAUGAUUCAGGUGUACAGAAAUCGGAAAUGGAGGCCAAUCUCUAGUGAUGAAAUCAUCCCAGGAGACAUUGUGUCUAUAGGAAGGUCAGCCAAUGAGAAUUUGGUUCCUUGUGAUGUUCUGCUGCUCCGAGGGCGAUGUAUUGUGGAUGAAGCUAUGCUGACUGGAGAGUCUGUCCCUCAAAUGAAGGAGCCCAUUGAGGAUUUGGAUCCAGAUCAUGUCCUUGAUUUAAACUCUGACUCCAAACUGCACGUCAUUUUUGGUGGCACCAAGGUGGUACAACACACUCCUCCUCAGAAGGCGACUACAGGCCUUAAACCUCUUGAUAAUGGGUGUGUGGCCUAUGUCUUAAGAACUGGAUUUAACACUUCCCAGGGUAAGCUCCUGCGUACAAUCCUGUUUGGGGUCAAACGUGUCACUGCCAACAACUUGGAAACUUUUAUUUUCAUCCUCUUCCUCCUGGUGUUUGCCAUCGCUGCCGCUGCUUAUGUCUGGAUAGAAGGUACCAAAGAUCUUAGUAGAAACCGGUACAAGCUAUUUUUGGAAUGCACCCUGAUCUUGACCUCGGUUGUGCCCCCUGAGCUGCCUAUUGAGCUUUCCCUGGCAGUGAACACCUCGCUGAUUGCUCUGGCCAAACUCUAUGUAUACUGUACUGAGCCUUUCCGAAUUCCAUUUGCUGGCAAGGUGGAGAUUUGCUGCUUUGACAAGACUGGUACAUUAACCAGUGAUAGCCUAGUAGUACGGGGAGUGGCUGGCCUCAAAGAUGGAAAGGAUGUAACUCCUAUUUCUGAGAUUCCCAUUGACACUCACCGAGUGGUGGCCACAUGUCACUCUCUUGUACAGAUGGAUGAUGGGACAUUGGUUGGAGAUCCACUGGAGAAAGCUAUGCUUACAGCUGUGGACUGGGCCCUAACCAAAGAUGAAAAAGUGUUCCCUCGUGGCAUCAAAACCCAGGGCCUGAAAAUCCACCAGAGAUUCCAUUUUGCCAGCGUCCUGAAGCGCAUGUCUGUAUUGGCUUCCUACGAACGUCCUGGUUCCACUGAUCUGUGCUGCGUGGCUACUGUGAAGGGGGCUCCAGAGACACUACAGAAGAUGUUCUCUCACUGUCCAGAGUACUACAACCAAGUGCACACAGAGAUCUCGCGAGAAGGAGCCAGAGUUCUUGCUUUGGGUUAUAAAGAGCUUGGUCAUCUCUCCCAUCAGCAGAUACGUGAAAUAAAGCGGGAGACGCUGGAGUGUGAUCUGAGGUUUGCUGGUUUCAUUGUGGUCUCCUGCCCACUUAAAGCUGACUCAAAAGCUGUUAUCAAGGAGAUCCAGAACGCAUCCCACCAUGUGGUGAUGAUAACUGGUGACAAUCCUCUCACUGCCUGUCAUGUGGCUCAAGAGCUUAGUUUUAUUGAGAAACAGGACACAUUAAUCCUACAGCCUGCACAGGAUUUGAAAGAUGCCAGCUGGGUGUGGCGGUCUAUCGAUGGCACAGUGUCCUUGCCAGCCUUUCCUGAUACUGUGAAGUCAUUCACUGAAAAGUACUACCUAUGCCUAACUGGAGAGGGUCUGUCUUACCUGCAGACCACAAGAGGGGAUCUGUUGAAUGCACUUAUUCCACACACCCAGGUGUUUGCACGGGUGUCCCCGAAGCAGAAGGAGUUUGUGAUUACCAGUCUAAAGGAGCUGGGCUAUGUUACAUUGAUGUGUGGAGAUGGAACCAAUGAUGUGGGGGCUUUAAAACAUGCAAAUGUGGGGGUGGCCUUGCUUGCCAAUGCACCAGAACGGUUGCCAGAGAAGAAGAAGCAGAAACGGGAAGUGGUUGGUGAUGGCAGACCAAUGCCCCCACACUCUAGUAACUCAAUUAAGCCCACAUCCCGAGCAGCUAAAAACAGAAUCAUGUCACAGCGAGAGGAACAGCAUGCUCUACAACGGGAGUUGGAGGAGGAUCAGGUGCAAGUAGUCAAGCUGGGAGAUGCGAGUAUUGCUGCUCCAUUUACGUCAAAGCUGUCCUCUAUCCAGUGCAUCUGCCAUGUUGUCAAGCAAGGCCGUUGUACCCUGGUAACAACGCUGCAGAUGUUUAAAAUCCUGGCACUGAAUGCCCUCAUCUUGGCCUACGGACAGAGUGUUCUUUAUCUGGAGGGGGUGAAGUUCAGUGACUUUCAAGCAACACUUCAGGGGCUUCUUUUGGCUGGCUGCUUUCUCUUCAUCUCCCGAUCCAAGCCUCUAAAAUACCUCUCCAGGGAACGUCCUCUGCCCAACAUCUUCAACCUGUACACCAUCCUGACUGUGAUUUUACAGUUCCUGGUCCACUUCUGCAGUCUUAUCUAUUUAUACAGGGGAGCAAUGGAGAGAACAGAAGCCAGGAAGGAAGAAUUUGUGGAUUUGUAUAAGGAGUUUGAGCCAAGUUUGGUGAACAGCACGGUGUAUAUCAUGUCCAUGGCUAUGCAGAUGGCCACAUUUGCUAUUAAUUAUAAGGGCCAUCCAUUUAUGGAGAGUUUACGAGAAAACAAACCCCUGCUGUGGAGUAUCGUGUUAUCAGGAAUGGCCAUUUUGGGCCUUCUGUCUGGUACAUCUCCAGAGUUUAAUGAGCAGUUCGGCCUUGUGGACAUACCGGUGGAGUUCAAGCUGGUGAUUGCCAAAGUUCUGUUAUUGGAUUUCUGCUUGGCCUGGGUGGUAGACCGAAUCCUCCAGUACUUCCUCGGGAGCUGUAAACUCAAAGUGCCUUCUUGA